UUAUUUAAACAGUUAGCUAAAUUAAGCUAACAUUAGCACUGGCAGUUGGCAGUUGACAGUUGACAGUUGUCAGUUGGGAUCGCACUCCAUUGUCAGUUGGGAUCGCAUUCCAUCGUUAGUUACUUGUCAGUUGCUUCAUUCCAAUAAGGUCCAGUGAGAGCCAAUCAAAAACUAGAAAUAAUCGGACCAAUCAGAGUGCUGUACACAAAUAGUCCCACCACUGUGAGCCAAUCAGAGACACUCCCCUACUGCUCAACUCUGGCUAACUACCUGCCAAUCAAUUACCAUCCUGAGGUAAAAAAAUGAAUCUCAAAGAAGAGAGUUUAAGCAAAAGCUGCUGGAAGGAAGACCUGAGACUCUGUUUGCUGAUUUUUAUAAAAAUGGAGACAUCAGCAACCUAAUAUUUUACUCUGGACACCCCAGUGCGUGGCACAGUGCCAAACUACAGCUAAAAGAGAGUGAGGACCCAGAUACAGUGAUGACAACUAUCAACAUCUACAAAACUGGGAAGAUUAUGGUACAAGGCAAUUUAAAGAACUUUCAAUCUGAAUUUCAAACCCUCAAAACACUAGCAGAAGCACAGAGAGAGAAAUCUGGCCCUGCUGUCACUUUCCCUCUGGAUCCCCCACAGAGAACUUCAGCUGCCUCCCCAUCACCAACACACAGUAGCCUGGCAGAGGAGGAACAGAGCGGCAAGGAGAGGGAACUGACCAACAAUAUCCCCCCUCUCAUAUAUACCACCAUGAAUGAAAUGAGAGAUAAGCUUGCACAUAUGGAAAGUGAACUGGUGCAACUUCAGGACAUUUCCCUCCAGACAAACUCUCUUAGAGAAUCAAACAAAGCCAUCCAUCAGCAACUGUCAACCAUGAAGACACAAUAUGAACAAACCCAGACCCAGCUAAAAGAACUUCAGCAUGACAUGACACAUGCAGGAAAGAAUUAGCCACGCUAACAGCACUGCUUAGAGAAAUGCAACAAGAGAUAACUGACAACAAGAAAGAGAUCUCUUUACUGGCUGAGAAGCUGAGAGAGAAAGAAAUGACAAUUCACAGCCUCAGCCAGCAGCUGCAACUUCCUGCUAACCCAAAUCUGCAUCCCCCUGAACCACAAACCCUCACCAGCCCACUGGCUGCCUCUCCUGACCUGCAGCAGACACCAGAACCACCGACAAACCUCAGUGUUCCUCGUGAACAGCAACACCCAUCAGAGCAAUCAUCACUUCCCACCGUACAAUAUAAAUGGGACAUUGUUUUUCUUACAGACUCUAAUCGGAAGUUCCUGGAUGAAAAAAGACUGUUUCCAAACCACAAAGUAACCAAAAUCUGAUGCCCAACUACUAACAAAGCCCUUGACCUGCUAUCUGAAGAACAUCUUGGCAGCCUGAGCCACAUCAUCAUCCAUACAGGCACCAACGAUGUGAGAGCCCAGCAGGAACGGGUUGCAACAUCACUGAGAGCAGUGAUCAACAAGGCCAGCAACACUUUUCCUAACACAAAGAUUGUCACGUCCACCCUGCUCCCACGAAAAGACUUCCACCCUAAAACUAUUUUAGGAAUCAAUGCCAGCAUGUCAAGAGAUUGUGCCCUCAGACUGAACGUAUAUCUGGUCCAGCACCCAACCCUCGGUGUCGACAACCUCUAUGACCAAGUACACCUCAAAAAAGAAUAUGUUUCUGUCUUCGCAAGGACACUAAAAGACGCUGCGCUGGGCCACAUCCCCACAUUGAGCAACCAAAACAGCAGAAGAGAGGACAGAACACAGACAGUGCCGACCAGGACACAGGGACCAGCAAACCAGAGACAAGAAAGGAGAGGUCCACCAAGACCACCACACCAGCACCGACAACACCCCGGACACGGAACAACUGGAGAGUCCACCGAGCACUGCCAAGGAACUCCUGAAUUUCUUCUUGCACAUCACCCAGACCCCUACCCCCACCCCAACCCAUGACUACCACUGCCAUGCCCACCCCACCAUGGACCCCAACUUCUACCCCCACGUCCAUGCCCACCUCACCUUGGCCCCCCACCCCCUCCCAGGAGUGCCACCGUGGACACAGCAGGACCACCACAAACAUGGAAAGACCUCCGCUCAGCACCACCAUCACAGCUGCACAGACCGCAGCUACAUGAGAGAAGCUAUGCUGAAGCCCUCACUGGAGCUCCAGACUGCUGACUGAUGACCAACAUCAAACACAUGCUCACCCUCAUCUGCACUCGUCUUACUGGCCAGGAGCCCUGGUGGGAGUAAUAUAUAAGAGCUCUACAAUGUGGACAGACAAGCAAAGAGGAAUCAGAGUUUCUCAGGAGGAGCUGCUCUGCAAGAACGCCUGUGGGUAUUAUGGAAACCCUGCAUGGCAAGGUUUCUGCUCCAAGUGCUGGAGAGAGAGAGCCCGUCCAGCUGGAGCCGAGAGACAAGACGCGAGACCAACCAAUGACGGAACUCCUCUCACCUUCUCCAAAUUUGAGGAGAAGAAAAAUGCGGAAAAGGGCCGUCGAAUUAACACAAUGAGGAGACUCUUCUGGGGUAGCCCAUCACCUCCCAAACGUCAAGAGUCUUCUGAAACACAUGCAAAUGUGUUGAAAGCCUACCAGGGCCUUGAGCCUGGGGACUUCACUGGUUUCCUAAAGAUACUUCGGAGCCCAUCCUCCCAGCGUUUGCAGUCCCGAUGUACAGCUUUCCUCAAGACAAUGGAGGCUUACCAUGAUCUGCCGGUACAGAAGCAGUCAGAUCUUGUGCAGGAUUUCUACCAGUCCUUUGCUGAAUAUUUUAGCAGUUUCUCCGAGGCCCAGGUCACUCAGAUAAUGGAGCAUGUGGAGAAGUUGAUAAUGACACGGUUGCACAAAUGGGUUUUCUGCCAUGACAGCUGUGAUGAUGAACAGAAGGACCUGGCUCUGCAGAGAAGAAUACGUUCAUUAAACUGGGUUACUCCUCAGAUGCUGGGUGUACCUUUUCCAGAAAAUAACACCACAGUCACAGGUGAUCCCUUUCUGCCGGCUAUAACAGCCAUAAUUGAGAUGGAUGCCAAACGAGCGCCUCAGGACAAACUUGCAUGUGUGUCCAAAUGCAGUCAGCACGUUUUCGAAGCGCUCUCCACCUCGAACACUGAGCCCGCUAAUGCCGAUGACUUCCUGUCAGGCCUGGUUUAUGUUGUGCUGAAGGCCAAUCCACCUCGAUUACACUCCAACAUGCAAUAUGUGAUUCGUUUUGGCCUCCCUCACAGUCUGAUGGCAGGAGAGAGCGGCUACUAUUUCACAAAUUUGUCUUGUGCAGUGGCCUUCAUUGAAAAACUGGAUGGACCAGCACUCAACCUCAGUCCAGAAGAGUUUGAGGGCUACAUGCUGCGUCAGCGAGCUCCCUUUGCACGAAGCAAGAGGCAGCAAGCUGCCAGUGAAACACAACACCUGCUAGAGGAGCUGAAGGGCAGACAGGAGAAGCUGGACCAAGGAAUGGAUGCUCUCGGCGUGCAGCUACAAAAGUGGGUGCAAGCAGUUAAUUCACAACUGGAUGAGGCAACAGGCCAGCUUGCUGUGGUGCAGAAGGAGAUAACAGCUCAGUCGGAGCUCUCACAGCUCUCAUCCUCAUCUCAUGACACGGUGCCACCGGGGGACGACACCAAAGACCAGACGGUGCUGGUGUUUUCAGAUGAAUGUGCAGGUCCUGAAGAUACAGACUGUUAGCUAUUAAAAAAAAGACAAACAUCUAAUUUGGUACUUGACUUUUUUAAUCCUCAGCACUAAUGUUUGUAGGUUGCAGAAAGAAACACAGAUUUAUAUUCAAGUGCCACAUUUGCACAAGUUCCAACCUUAGAAAUCUGGGAAUUUGUAAGCCAUUUGAACAUGAAGGAAAUAUUUAUAAAUGACACUUUUUCCAUUAAUAUCACAGGGUGCACAGGUGCUUUUAAUGGCUUUGUUAAGAUAAUAGUUUGCACAUAUUUCCUGUUUGAGGAUGAAGGCCAUCACACUUACAUUCCAAUUUACAAUAUAUGCACAAAUAUUGAUCAGAAGUAAUAUUUAAACACUCAGGUUAUGCAGCACUUGAGGAUAUUGUCUAACACUUUAAGGGUGCUUAUUUAAUAUUGACCUUUUUCCAAUAGUGUAUAUCAAUGUGCCUACUCAUACAAUGCUGUGAAGUGAAUAAAUAUGCUAGAGGAGGAAAUAUUAGAUGGCAGUUGAUCCACUUAGACCACUACAAGUCACAGGGGGUAUUUAGUUUAAUCAGGUUUUUCAGAGCUCUGUGUUGCCUUCAUUGUCUGUACGAGGAUGAAAUGACUGGUGCAACACAAUUGUAUUUAUUUUACCAUCUGUGUUAGUGUGGAGUAGGUACACAGUGUUUACAGAUGUCUUUUGAAGGAAUUAAAGGAGUUUAUGUUAUGAUAAAAAAUUGUAUCCAAUAUUAAAUAUUAUAUCUAUGAUUUAA
Messenger RNA from Thunnus maccoyii (southern bluefin tuna), 4419 nucleotides. RefSeq names its product rab5 GDP/GTP exchange factor-like. Lineage: Eukaryota; Metazoa; Chordata; Actinopteri; Scombriformes; Scombridae. The transcript has 9 exons. The record is from RefSeq and is a predicted model, not a curated record. The coding region runs from base 2268 to 3680 and encodes 470 amino acids. Gene Ontology annotation, biological process: vesicle-mediated transport. Gene Ontology annotation, cellular component: endocytic vesicle; cytosol. Gene Ontology annotation, molecular function: zinc ion binding; guanyl-nucleotide exchange factor activity; DNA binding.